Molecule: messenger RNA, 1519 nt
Organism: Exophiala xenobiotica
Lineage: Eukaryota; Fungi; Ascomycota; Eurotiomycetes; Chaetothyriales; Herpotrichiellaceae
Exons: 1
Coding region: 239-1360 (373 amino acids)
Source: RefSeq, a predicted model, not a curated record
GGCCCGAAAUCCCGUGGUAGUGAAGCCUUGUCGUAGCCCUGCUGGCAAUAACGACCGCGGGCGAGGCACCUAACAGACUUCUCGGCUUACUGCGGUCUACAGUGGCCCAACUCUCGUCCACGGCAUAGUUGGCCAAACAUAUUCGCGCUUCACUACCGACAAUCCGACUCAGACGCUCUUCACUUUCUUCGGACUACAAGUGACUCAGUAAUGAGUCACUUACAAGUGAAGUAUCGAAAUGAUGACUAACAUCCCUCCGUUUGUCGAGUAUAUACAUGCACAAACUCGCCGUCGCUACGUCCCUAUCCCAGCAGCUGUUCCAGGGUCAAGGAUACCCCGGAGUCGACAGACCGUCUCUGAGCUCAAAGUGGUAUACCCAUUUCAGUUGCGAACGAUAUCUGAACAUUUAACCCCAAAAAUCGGCCGCUGUGACAAGAAAACUUCACAUCUCUGGCUUACCCGGCGUCGACGCCCUGCUCACCGUCUUCCAGCAGAGCCUAUACCUCCGCCAGAGUUUCGUCUCCUCGAUCUUCCAAGCACGGCUACCACAUUGAUCUGUCGUUUUCUGCUAACUGCGCCGUGGCAAGUGAGAGUCUACUGCCCCCCUUUCCCGCCAAACGUGAUCUUCAACAAUUGCAAUUUUACCGCCGAUGCGCAUAUUCGCCUCUUGAAGGAUGUUCUGGAUAUCGAGCCACAGUUGCUGUACGUCUGUCGGAGAGCAUACGAAGAAGGAGUGAGCAGUCUUUAUGCGGCGAACACCUUUGAGUACGGCAACCUGGAAUCUGAUAAUGAGGACCUGAACGAGGAAAUGCAGGAAAUCGAACAGUUCGAUCGAGAGCAUUCGCGCUUGUUGUCCGACGAAGAAUCCUCUUAUCCCACGCCUGAACCAGCAAACUAUUUUUCUGUAAUGUUCCCGGAGGAUCCCCCCAGACGUCGGUACAGAAGGCAGCAUUAUUUUUCGGUCCUUCCUCUCCGCAGCCGCGACAUGAUUCAAUUGAUCAGCAUCGCUUCAUCAAGCUUCUGUUUCAAUCAAUUUCACAUGUUCCGGAGUCUCAGAAGAGUGAUCUUCACACACCCUCGUUACAUAUAUUGGGAGCGGAACCUCAGCACGGAGAGAAGUGAUAGUUCGAGCAAGUGGUCUUUCUUCCAAGAUAUCUUCGACGAUAAGAAAGCAGAAGAAGGCUUUUUAUGGAACUGGGAAGACGUCACGACCGACAACGUACAGCAGUUAUGGGUCGAGCGCCGCAACCAAUUGGAGCAAGAUCGUGAGAUUCACGCUCCUCGUCAGACUAGCGGAGGAUGUCCCAGAGAGAUUGGAACUGGUUGUGUCCUUCGUGGUGGAAAACAGCAUACUGCGUGAGGAUGAUAAAGAAUUUCGGGUCCAGGUGCGGAAUAUCAUCGAGAUUUCGAGGUAUCACACCACUGAAUGGCGAUCUGAAAUCACGCCCGAUAUUUCUUGGUCUGCACCCGCUGGAAGAUGGUAGGGGGGACGCAUAGCGUGGUGGGACAUCGAGUCUAG